CUCAUUCUACUUGGCGCGCUCAGACGAACGGCGCGCCCCUCCAUUCAUUGCCGAUCAGUUCGCAACACUGGCACGACGUUGCCGCCGCGUUUAUUCUCUUACUUUUUAUUUCCAGUCAACUUUUCUUUUAUUUCAAGUGAAAGUCUCGAAUAUUCAUAUUGAAAACUCGAGCACAGUUAAAUUAUUUAAACCUUAAAAUUUGCACUUUGAUAAACAAAUCUCGGAAUAGUAGGCACGGGAAAUUGUUGAAACAGCUCUCGCUUGCAAUAAAUUCAUAUUCUUCAUACAUAGGGAUUUAUGAGAGGAUCGUGAAGAUUGCAACAUCACUUUCAAAUAGAAGACGACGUCUAAGGAACGAAAAUGUCGAAAAAACAUCUCCACAAUCAAGCCGCUAUACCGUUAGCUCCUGCGGUAUUCAAGAAACCUCAAAUGCGGCCGAUGAUAGCCGAGUAUGACCCAAAGAAAAAAGGAGUCAGGACUGACUUAUCAGAUGUCGUUAUGGUCAAGUAUAAAGUUGACCCUAAUGAAAUCCCGGUGGAACAACAGGCGGGGUCCACCCUGCCUCUUAUGGAAAUACCAGGACGGGACAUAGAGGCUGAUGAAGACUACAAUCCGUUUGAACACCGAAAACUGGCGCACCCUACAUCAGAUCUGGAUACACUUAUUCAUUUACUGAAAGGGUCGCUUGGAAGCGGAAUUUUAGCUAUGCCCAUGGCGUUUUUGCACGCCGGCCUGUACGUCGGGCUGUUCGCCACGUUCCUCGUGGGAGGCAUCUGCACGUACUGCGUGCACGUGCUGGUGAAGACCGCGCAUGAGCUGUGCCACAGGAUGCAGAAGCCAUCGCUCGGCUUCGCCGAGACGGCUGAGGCGGCUUUCUUGGCCGGCCCUCCGGCGGCACACAAGUUUUCGAGACUAGCGAAAGCCAUGGUGAAUUGGUUCCUUGUGGUGGACUUAUUAGGAUGUUGCUGCGUAUACAUAGUAUUUGUGGCAACGAAUGUAAAGCAAGUAGCCGAUUUUUAUGCAAAGGACACAGAAUGGCAUGAUAUGGAUGUACGACUCUACAUGCUUGCGACUCUACCUUUUCUAAUUCUUAUCAAUCUGAUCAGAAAUCUAAAGUACUUGGCUCCGUUUUCUAUGAUUGCGAACUUAUUGGUUGGCUGUGGAAUGGGUAUCACAUUUUAUUACCUGUUUCAAGAAAUGCCAGAAACCAGUGUACGCGAAAAUUUCGCUGGAUUCGACAAGCUACCGACAUUCUUUGGUACCGCUAUUUUCGCACUAGAGGGCAUCGGUGUCGUGAUGCCUCUGGAAAACAACAUGAAAACUCCCACUCACUUCAUCGGCUGUCCCGGCGUGCUAAACAUUGGCAUGUUCUUUGUCGUGUCUCUGUAUGCUACCACUGGAUUUUUCGGAUAUCUGAAAUAUGGACCCGAGACUCAAGGAAGCAUCACGCUUAAUCUUCCUCAGCAUGAAUUAUUGGGCCAGAGCGUGAAACUGAUGAUCGCCGUAGCUAUUUUCUUUACAUACAGUCUGCAGUUUUACGUGCCUAUGGAAAUCAUCUGGAAGAACGUUCGCCAUCUGUUUGGCGCCAGGAAAAACCUCGCCGAGUACAGUAUAAGAAUAGGGAUUGUACUUAUGACACUAGGCAUUGCUAUUGCCAUUCCUAAAUUAUCACCUUUCAUAUCACUUGUUGGUGCGGUAUGCCUAUCUUUCCUUGGUCUAAUAUUUCCGGCUGUUAUCGAAACCGUCACUUUUUGGGAUAGACCUAAUGGACUUGGCUUUUGCAAGUGGGUUCUGUGGAAAAAUAUGUUUUUGGUUUCAUUUGGCAUCCUCGGAUUUUUAACUGGUUCCUAUGUUAGCAUUUUAGAAAUUAUCAACGGUUGAGAUUAAUAUUCUAAUUAGGAAGUAUAUUAUAUAAAACUUACUCGGUCCCACAAUCGAGAAGUAGAAGUAUUUGUAUGUAUAAAAUGUAGUUGGAUAAGGACCAUUUGAAUCACUUUUUGCUUUUAGUUUCAUAACUAUAGUUUUAUAAUCGCAGUCUUAGCAAGUAAAAAUACGAGUAGAGUCAGACCAAGCUAAUUGGGCAGCGAUUUAAAUAGUAUAGUACAGACUGUGCAAGGGUUAUUUUAAAUGUCAAACUUCUAUGAAAUUACGGCGUUUAAAGUAACACUUGCACAGUCUGUGCUAUCAAAAUCGCUGCCGCGUUAGCUUAGUCUGACUCUAUUCGAAAGCAGAUGUCUGUUCACGCAAAACAAAGCGACAUAGGGAACAUGAUUAAAAUAUAACGUUACCUAGUAAUCCUAGGAAAUGAAAGUUGUCAAGCACCGGAGGGUUGUUAAAAGAGCCCGACCUUCUUGAUAUAAUGUAAUUGGCGAUAGGAGUUUAUACAAUUCGCAAAUGUAUUUUUUGAUAAAUAUAAUUAUUAAACAUCCUUCUUGUAGAGACAAGGUAAAAAACAAUCGAAUGCAGGACUGAACACAAUGGUCUCUAGAUCCAUAAUAUAUGGAAGUAUUGAGAUAUUUUUCACCUCAGCAUCUCGAACAAGCCUACUUUCGUCACUCCAGGGAGUGAGGUAAGUGCGACUUUCGCCAAUCCAGGGAGUGAGGAAAGAGCGAUUUUCGUCACUCCAGGGAGUGAGACAAAGUAGCUUUUUAUUAUUAUUAAUUUAGUGAAGGCCAUACAUACAGGAAUAUUUCUAGAAGCUUUCGUCAUUAUGAUGAUGCCUUUCAUUCAUGAAUUUUACAGGUGUGGUUAACUUUACUUGAUGUUGAAUUUUUUUAACCUUUAAUAUGUUCUCACUACUGAGGUGAAAAGUUGUAUGUGUCACACGAGAGCAAAGUUAUUUUACAUCUCGUGUUUUUAAGUCCUGAGUAAGCGAAAGAUUCUAAGUUAGAAUCUUGAGCAUAGCGAGGGAAUCAAAAACACUCGCAAGAAAAAACAACUUUCCUCUCUUGUUGCACAAAUUACUAUUAACACGUUCACUGUCUUCAUAUAACAUAAUAUGUAAAGUCACACGUCCAAGUGUGCUUUAACUUUUAAGUUGUGAACCCACAAAAAAGCUUCAUGAGCCCACAUUGGAGGCACCCGGACAGGGAACGUGUUAAGACCGUAUUAGUGCAUUUGACCACACUGCCCGAGUUUCGCUGGACUACGGAGUACCAUGGUUGACACAGAUAACCGAUCGUUUAGUAGUCCUUACUGCAACAAUAAAGGAUUCCCAAUGGUCAGUUACGUAGUGUCGCUGUAAGUAUGGCACGGAGUCUUGUGUUUACAUGAAGUAUUAUUCCUUAGCCCCGAAUCUCUGUAGCCAUGUAGGUUUAAAACAACUGUAGAUAACUUUAUAUGAACGUGUGAGAAUUUUCUAGUGCAUUAAUGAAAUGUGAUACAUUUAGGUUAAUGAUAACCCAUUAUUAAACUUGCUUUAACAAGCAAAAUAUAUAUUUUCGGAUGUAGAUAAAAACAAGUAGGUGAUGAUACCACUGAAUUGCCUUUUUAGAUGAUCCAAAUUGUGCAAAAUAUAAUUAGAUAUUGCUAUUAGAUUAAAAAUCAUAAUUCAAAGUAUUUUGUGAUAGUGUGAAUGCAUUUUCAUUAGAGUACAAUGAGUGCUUUCCAAACUAGAGAUUUAUAAGGCGAUUGAAAGCAUUUAAAUAAUAGCUUACCAAGCUAAUAUCUAAGAUGGUGUUGAAACUACCAGUAACAUUAGAUAUUAUUAAGACCCAGGGCCGGAUUUAGGGGAGGGCAACCGAGGCUACAGCCCCGGGGCCGCCUCAAAAGAGGGGCCCCCACAAUAGAGACUUCGGAAAAUGUACCAUUUUAUUUGAAAAAUAAUUUGGGGCCUUGGGGCCUCUACUCCUUUAUUUCCCGAUGCCUCCAGACCUCUAAAUCCGGCAUUAGGAAGACCAUCAUACAUAGGGCAAGAAUUCUCGUAUUUUUAUACGAACCAGGCACGAGCUUCUGUUCUACCAACCUUCUGUAAGUAGAGUAUGUGUAAAAACGCAAGAGUUAAAGUGACGUAAGAGCUUGUAGACAGUCUUCACCACAUUGACCUUAAUUCCGUUGAAAUAAGUCCAGAAUCAUACGCCAUCUACUGUAGUACACUUUAGAGAAUAUCUCUCGCCGUUUAACGUUUUAACUUAAGUAUUUAACUCUUAUGGUGCGAGUCUGCCUAAUAGGCCACUUCUAAAUAAUCGACGUACGCCUACAACGGAGCACAAAGCUAGAUAACAUUUUGAUAAGAGAUAGAUUCAAUACGUACGGAACACUCGAAGUCCGAGUUUGACUCGCGCUUGCCACUGGGCAAUAUUGUAUUUUUUAAAGUGGUAGGGUCAAAUGUAGUUUAUACUUGUAUUUAUUAUUAGUUUGAUAAAAUAUAUUUAAUUUCAGAAUAUUAUUGACAUGUUCCUAAUAAUCAGCAGAUUUAAGCACAUGUACCGUUUAUAACCGGCAUAAGUUUUAACAGGUUGAUACGGUCACGUCUGAAAAUAUAGAUACGGACGAAAAAGUGCCAAAAAUUUGUGUACACCUUAAUGGCCAAUAAGGUCGUGUAUACAUGUUUUUGAGACUUUGCUCGUAUCGAUAUUUCCAGACGUGACUAUACCUACUCCAAAUAGGCAUGUCUUGUUACUAUUCACAUUAUCAAAAAUACGAGGACCGGUCUGAAAGUUGUUAGUUACUCCGGCUCUACUCAUGUGAUUGCCAUAUUAUUUUCAUUUCUCAUGCUCUGAAAGUGGUUCGUUGUUGUUCUAAAAAGUGUGUAGAAAAUUAUAACUCCCCGUUCCAUAAAUAACGAUACCAAUAUUGUAAAUUGAAAGCACCCUCAAGAUAUACUACUGAAGCUUAUGCUUGGCCUUGUUUGUGGUUAUCGUGCAUCGUAUAUCGUACUUACUCAAAAUGAAUAGAAGAGGGUUUAACUCAGAUCAAAGGCACCAUUUUAGUUUCGGACUAUUGGCGCUCGAACGCAGUGAGCAACUACCUCGGCAGAAAUAAGUGGCUUAAACAUCUUGUACCAUUGUGUGAAUUUCGAUGCUAAAGUACCUAUUGAGCAUGAAAAAUAUUUUAACUAAUGACAAUUGUAUUUUUUUACGAAAGCUUUUUAGAAAUUAUUUAGACUAGUUCGCCCCGAACUGAGAGCUCCCGGUUCGCCAAAAACUAUAUAAAGUGGAUUCAUAGAGCAGCUAUUUCAUUUUUGCCGCGAAUGAAUAAAACAUGUGGAAAUACAAGGUGGCUGCCGUUUUUUUAUAAUUUCGGUGACGGAUUUAUAUUAAGGGGCCUUUCUAAUUUUCAUACAUACAUUUUCAUCAUGAUCAGGCAGAAAUAAAGAACUUCAAGAUGGCGGCCAUUUUUUUGCAAUUUUGACUACGGAAUCCUAUUAAGGAGCCUUUCGAAUCGUCAGAUAUAAAUGUUAUGACAUUAUGCGGCCUUCUAGGUCCUCAGUUAUCAAUUAUUGUCAAGAUCAGACCACUGAAUCAAAAUAAAUAGGUAGUUUAAGCGAUUUUACACCACCUUAAUCAGUACCGAAAGAUCCCUCACAAUGGUAUAAAUUAUAUAUAUCUCAGACCGGCACUCGUAAAAGUAGCACUAGGAUGUUGGUGAUAAACAGUGUUUUGCUGUCCCUGUAGGUUGUGUGUAAAUAAAUUGUACUUUAUAUCCUACCGAGGCAGUCUUUUAUGGUGAUUUUAGUGCGUAGCCUUUCUGACAUACAGAUGAUACAGAUUGAUUCACAAGAGCAAGUGCCGAAUGUCUAUGAAAACAUUGACAAUUAUUUCUACAUUUGUAUAUUUUAUAUUAGAUUAGUAUCGCGCGCCAGGUCUUAUAUUUAUAUCCUAUUUCUGGUAGAGAAAGUAAUUAGGUUUAUUACGUACAGCGAGCUACAAAUGUGCAUAAUCACUUUUUGAAUGAAUUCCAUUCAUACUUUUGCAGCUGUGUGUCCAUCCCAAGUGAGUAGUAACAAAUUUUGUAAUUUAUUAUAGGUACCUACACGACUUUAUCAUUAUUUUGAAUGCUAACUAUUAGAUAUUUCCAACCUUUUAUUAUCAUCCCCUGUCAAAUCAAAAUUAAAAUUAAUUUCUUAUGAGUUUGUAUAAUCAUCAUCUUCCUGGCGUUAUCCCGGUUUUUUGCCAUUCUUAUGAGUCUGGUAUAAUAAUUAACAAUCUAACUGUACUUAAUAGCAAUUUUGUAUCGUUCUUCGCGCAUAUGUUAAUGUUCGCUAACGACUAAUGAAAAUAGAUUAAAUCAACAGUCCGUGGUAAUGUUUCCUGUGUAGGUAUAGGUAAAUGAGAAGAUGUAAUCUUGUAUGUGUAUUGUCGGAAGCAUAGGCACCUAAACAUCUGUUUUCCCAUCAUGCUGUUUUAUUUUUUCUUUAAGUUUAUCAUUGAGUUAACUUUUAUUAUUACUUUAGAAAAUUUAAAGCAUAUUGGCAAUUUAUUUUUGUGUAUUGUAGACUCAUUUUGAUACAUGUCAAAUGUAUACCUAAUAGUUAUCUGUAAAGGAAAUCAUUCCUAAGAUCAUUGGUAUGAAUUACCGAUUUUAGAUUAUAAUGGUUGUUUUGUUACAGUAUUAAAAUAUACGAGAUUUAAGGAAUAA
Molecule: messenger RNA, 6579 nt
Organism: Cydia pomonella (codling moth)
Lineage: Eukaryota; Metazoa; Arthropoda; Insecta; Lepidoptera; Tortricidae
Product: proton-coupled amino acid transporter-like protein CG1139
Exons: 6
Coding region: 361-1881 (506 amino acids)
Biological process (GO): amino acid transmembrane transport
Cellular component (GO): vacuolar membrane
Molecular function (GO): amino acid transmembrane transporter activity
Source: RefSeq, a predicted model, not a curated record